Molecule: messenger RNA, 375 nt
Organism: Gregarina niphandrodes
Lineage: Eukaryota; Apicomplexa; Conoidasida; Eugregarinorida; Gregarinidae
Exons: 2
Coding region: 1-375 (124 amino acids)
Source: RefSeq, a predicted model, not a curated record
AUGUACAAUCUCAAGGAAGAUGUGUAUUACGCAGAAGCGUGGCAGAGGCAUUUACAUAUCUGCGAGUUCAUCGUGGUUUCUCGUCUUGGGUUCAACCUGAAACCUCUCAUUCGUGAGAAUCCGUUGCUGUAUCUAGAAGCCGUGUGUCGUGAACUACCAGAACAGUGCUCAGUGGAUUUGACCACUAGUUACGGGCGUUGCCUAAACUUGAUGGCCAUGCCGCUAAGUGGGGUUUGGCUGUCCGCUCGCUCAGUGGCGUUUCUCGCCGCACUUGAUCCCAACCGCGUCGACCUGAAGACGGUGCUGCUUCAAGCAUGUCCGAAAUGCCCAACCACCUUUAUAGACUUAAUCUCAGAUAAGAACAUCCAAGGGUAA